Mercurialis annua (annual mercury) is the source of this 1760-nucleotide messenger RNA. RefSeq lists its product as uncharacterized. The record is from RefSeq and is a predicted model, not a curated record. The transcript has 7 exons. Bases 235 to 1488 code for a protein of 417 amino acids. Lineage: Eukaryota; Viridiplantae; Streptophyta; Magnoliopsida; Malpighiales; Euphorbiaceae.
CAGUUUUUAAUGAGAAAGUAGAGUGAAAAAUGACAAAGAAAGGUUAGAGAGAGAAAGUAGUGGGCAGUGUUCUCUUUUUACUUCAAAACUUUCUUCUUUCAGCUCAUAGAGGGUGCGUAGGAUAAGCUCAUCAUAGAGCAGAGAGCAGAGAGCAGAGAGAAGAUUAAGCUUUGCUAAUUAGUAAUGCUUUUGAAAGAUUAAAUCUUUUGAGUUUCUUGAGUGGGUUUUUGAUUAAUGAGCAAGAUGAUGGUUCAGUCCAGAAGUUUGCUAAUGUUGGUGUUCUGGUUAAUGGCUGUCUUUUCAUUCAGUUGCUCAGCUAGAUUAGGUGUCGAAAGACAGAAAUUUGAAGUGAAAAAACACUUGAAUCGCUUGAACAAGCCUGCUCUUAAGACCAUUCUGAGCCCAGAUGGAGAUAUAAUGGACUGUGUGGAGAUGGCUCAUCAGCCUGCUUUUGAUCAUCCUUUCCUCAAAGACCACAAGAUCCAGAUGAGGCCUAGUUAUCACCCAGAAGGACUAUUUGAUGACAACAAAGUUUCUAAAGAAUCAAAACAAGGAACAAAGCCAUUAACUCAGCUGUGGCAUGCUAAUGGUAAGUGCCCUGAGGGAACUAUACCCAUUAGAAGAACAAAAGAAGAGGAUGUUUUGAGAGCCAGUUCAGUUAAAAGGUAUGGGAAGAAGAAGAGAAGAAGCAUCCCAAAACCAAGGUCUGCAGAUCCUGAUCUCACCAAUGAAAGUGGCCACCAACAUGCCAUAGCUUAUGUGGAGGGGGACAAGUACUAUGGAGCAAAGGCUACCAUUAAUGUAUGGGAACCCAAAAUCCAACAGCCUAAUGAGUUCAGCUUAUCUCAGCUCUGGAUAUUGGGAGGCUCUUUUGGUGAAGAUCUCAACAGUAUUGAAGCUGGCUGGCAGGUGAGCCCAGAUCUAUAUGGUGACAACAACACAAGGCUUUUCACCUACUGGACUAGUGAUGCAUAUCAAGCCACAGGUUGCUAUAAUCUUCUGUGCUCAGGCUUUAUUCAAAUCAACAGUGAGAUAGCAAUGGGAGCAAGCAUCUCUCCUGUUUCUGGCUACCGCAAUUCCCAAUAUGAUAUCAGUAUACUUGUCUGGAAGGAUCCAAAGGAGGGACACUGGUGGAUGCAGUUUGGGAAUGACUAUGUGCUGGGAUAUUGGCCUUCAUUCUUGUUCUCAUACUUAGCAGAGAGUGCAUCAAUGAUAGAAUGGGGAGGUGAAGUUGUGAACUCAGAGCCCAAUGGUGAGCACACUUCAACUCAAAUGGGCAGUGGUCAUUUCCCUGAAGAAGGGUUUGGGAAAUCAAGCUACUUCAGGAACAUUCAAGUGGUUGAUUCCUCUAACAAUCUCAAAGUCCCCAAAGGACUUGGGACUUUCACUGAGCAGUCCAAUUGCUAUGAUGUUGAAACAGGCAGCAAUGAAGAUUGGGGUCAUUACUUUUAUUAUGGAGGCCCUGGCAGAAACUCCAAUUGCUCCUGAGGAUAUUAUUUAAUGUAUCAUUCACCCUAGUUAUGCAUCUUCUGUAUACCCUUUUCUUUUCUUCUUUUUUUAAUGUUAGGUUGGGUUAGUAGUAGUGAUGUGUUCUCUCUCUAGUGGCAAGUUUUGACUCUUUUUUUCUUUCUUUUAACUAAAAUAUUCUCCAUGUAAGUGGUUUGGAAUAUGGCCAAGUCUAAAAAAACAGGCCUUUGUUUACUCUAUUUGUUUGUAAACUCCUCUCUGGUUUGUGAAUCAAUCAAUUUCUUUCCUCUAAA